Molecule: messenger RNA, 1323 nt
Organism: Ascochyta rabiei
Lineage: Eukaryota; Fungi; Ascomycota; Dothideomycetes; Pleosporales; Didymellaceae
Exons: 3
Coding region: 1-1323 (440 amino acids)
Molecular function (GO): RNA binding
Source: RefSeq, a predicted model, not a curated record
AUGUUCAUCGGUGGCCUGAACUGGGAGACAACAGAGGAUUCCCUUAAAGGCUACUUCACACAAUUCGGUGAGGUGAGCGAAUGUACUGUUAUGCGCGAUUCGGCCACCGGCCGCUCUCGAGGCUUCGGCUUCCUCACUUUCAAAGAUCCCAAAUGUGUCAACACUGUCAUGGUCAAGGAGCAUUACCUCGACGGCAAGAUUAUCGACCCCAAGAGGGCUAUCCCUAGGGAGGAGCAGGAGCGAACCAGCAAGAUCUUCGUUGGUGGUGUCAGCCAGGAGGCAACUGAGGAGGACUUUACAAACUUCUUUAAGCAGUUCGGCCGCGUUGUCGAUGCCACGCUCAUGAUGGACAAAGAGACAGGUCGGCCGCGUGGUUUUGGUUUCGUUACCUUUGACGGCGAUGCAGCAGUAGAUGCAACACUGAAGCAACCCCUCCAGAUCCUUGGCAAGCCGAUCGAGGUCAAGCGUGCUCAGCCACGAGGCAACAUGCGAGAUGGCGAAGAUGACAAGAAGUUUGGUCGCAACAACAAGUUCGGCAACCGCGAUGGAGGUAACAACGGUAAUAGUGGCUACGAUAAUCAGAACCAGCAACAACAAGGUGGCACCGCCGGCAUGACACCCGCCAUGAUGGCUCAAUACUGGCAACGAAUGCAGCAGUACUUCCAGCAGAUGCAACAGCAGCUUGCUGCUGGCGGUGGCGGUAUGCCGAAUGCCAUGGGCAUGGGAGGCAUGAACCCGAUGCAGAUGCAGCAGAUGCAAAACAUGCAGCAGAUGAUGGGAGGAGGCAUGAACCGCGGUAACGGCAGCCCGAACCCACAGAACAUGGGUGGCGGUAUGAACCCGAUGCAAAUGCAGCAGAUGCAGCAGAUGCAACAGAUGCAGCAACAGCAAAUGAUGCAGCAAGGCGGCAGCUUCGGCGGCGGCAGCGAACAAGGUAUGAUGGGCGGUGGUCCUCGUCCAGCGUACACAGCUCAAGAACAACUAGCCUUCGAACAACAAAAAUACGAGCAACAGCAAGCCCGGCGCCAACAGCAGUCAGGUGGGUAUGGAGGUCAGGGAGGACCUACAAGUUGGGAAGGCAUGUACGACGAUGCCCCUCAGCCCUCCAUCCCAUCUGGCCCUGGUGGCGGCCGUGGUGGCUUCAAGCACCAAAACAACAACCGCCAACGUCAAGGCUCCUCACAGCCUCCGACUGGACCUAGCGCCGCUCCCAUCAACGCGCCCACGGGCCCCAAGAACGCCGGCAAGCCUGGUGCGAACUAUCGCGGCGGUGGAAGAACCAACAACUUCCGACACCAGCCCUACGGCGGCGGUCGCGGAUAG